Molecule: messenger RNA, 360 nt
Organism: Aspergillus fijiensis CBS 313.89
Lineage: Eukaryota; Fungi; Ascomycota; Eurotiomycetes; Eurotiales; Aspergillaceae
Exons: 1
Coding region: 49-234 (61 amino acids)
Source: RefSeq, a predicted model, not a curated record
GGUUCUUUCCGUCUUCGACGAUAUCUAUAUCACAUACAAGGCCUCACAAUGGACCGCAACUUCGCCGCAACCAAGUCGGGGGCCGGCAGCAACAAGCUGGAUAAAUCGCCCACGCCCACUCUAGCCGACUACCAGGCGCAAUGGGCCAAGAUUCACAAUGACACCAUCCGCCAGAUCAAGCAGGCUCAAGGUAUGCAGACGCAGCUCCAACGUGUGAUUCGUCGCCGAUACUGACUUGACGUUUUUCGUCAGAGGAAGAAAGAAACGCACGCGCGACGAGUCGAGCACACUCUUCUCCCUCCAAGUAGCACCACCUUGACUAUGUGGCCCGCCAGCGGUUUGCUAGUGGUUUCUGCUAGC